This is a messenger RNA of Linepithema humile (Argentine ant), 1076 nucleotides long. RefSeq names its product peptidyl-prolyl cis-trans isomerase 5 (gene Ppib). Gene Ontology annotation, molecular function: peptidyl-prolyl cis-trans isomerase activity. The record is from RefSeq and is a predicted model, not a curated record. Gene Ontology annotation, biological process: protein peptidyl-prolyl isomerization; protein folding. NCBI's taxonomy places the organism in Eukaryota, Metazoa, Arthropoda, Insecta, Hymenoptera, Formicidae.
CGCAUUCGGUAGCGGUCCACUCUGACAGGCUGCCGCCACUUAACAAUCUAGCAGUUGAAGAUUUUUGCACAGCUGGAGCAUUAUGAAACUAUUAUUGUUCUUGGGACUGGUGAUUGCUGCCUCCUGCGCGAGCAACGUCGCUAAUGGACCAAAAGUUACCGACAAGGUAUGGUUUGAUAUCAAAAUCGGUGAUGCCGAUGCAGGCAGAGUAGAAAUCGGUCUUUUUGGCAAAACCGUUCCAAAAACUGUCAAGAAUUUCGUAGAACUUGCCAAGAAACCUAAAGGAGAAGGAUACAAAGGCAGCUCAUUCCACAGAGUGAUCAAAGAUUUUAUGAUCCAAGGAGGAGACUUCACUAAGGGAGAUGGAACUGGAGGUCGUAGCAUCUAUGGAGAUCGCUUUGCAGAUGAGAACUUCAAGCUGAAGCACUAUGGUGCUGGAUGGUUGUCCAUGGCUAAUGCUGGCAAGGAUACCAAUGGAUCUCAAUUUUUCAUUACUGUUAAGCAAACACCAUGGCUUGAUGGCAGACAUGUUGUCUUUGGCAAAGUUAUCAAAGGAAUGGAUAUAAUACGCAAAAUUGAGCAAACAAGCACAGAUUCAAGAGACAGACCACAAGAAGAAGUUACCAUUGCUGAUAGUGGGGCAGAAAUUAUAGCAGAACCAUUUAGUGUGUCUAAAGAUGACGCUACUGACUAAAUAGCAGCAUUUACGAACUAUUCAUUAUUCCUCAUGGCCUGUUUAUUUUAUACAAAAAGUGUUUUUGAGUUAUAUGACUCUGGUAUUAACCAAUUUCUCUAGAUGAAUUAUUAAAUAUGCAAACAAUUUGAGUCUUGAUACUAGCUUUAACAAUAUUUUGUUAAUGCAGAAUAUCAUGCCAGUAAGAUUUCAAAAUCAAAAUAGCAUUUUUGGAGUCAUAAAACAUUAAAAGCACAAUAAAUAUAAAUUAUCAUACAAACGAUAUCAUGUGAACGAUUCUAUUCCAAUUGUUACAACUAUAUACAUUUACAUUGCGCACCAAUUUUGUACAUCUAUACUCAAAUUUUCUACAUUCGUGAAUAAAUAUAAGUUGUUUAAAGUA